AUGGAAGAUAACAUAGAAGGCAUGAAGGAUGAGCCUAUUCCCAAUUUGAAGAUUGUAAUUCUAGGAGAUCUGGGUGUUGGUAAAACUUGUUUGAGGUCUCAAUUCAUAUAUCAUAUAUUUACGAAUGCCUAUAAGGCAACGAUAGGAGGAGAUUAUCUUACGACUACGGUGGUAAUACCGAGAGAAGAGACAGAUCAUGGGAGUCAAAGAAUUGAACACGGUACAGAAAUUGAAGAUGAGCAUAAUAGUAGCGAAAAUACAUUGGCAGGAUGUAAAAGCAUUCCAGAGAAGGUAAAUUUACAGAUAUGGGACACAGCAGGACAGGAGAGAUUUAAUUCGAUCUCGCAGGCAUUUUAUAGAGGUACCGAUGUAGCUAUACUAGUGUACGAUAUUACGGACUAUGAGUCUGUGCUAAGUCUUCGGGGAUGGUUUGAACGAUUCAUAGAGCACAGCCAUGUUGAACGGCCUGGAGUCAUGAUAAUUGGCAAUAAGAUAGAUAAGGAGAGCGAACGGUGUGUGGAUAGAGAUGAAAUACGAGAAAUUCUCAACAAAAAUACGGAUGUAAGUAUUGAUAACUAUGUACGAGAUUGGGACGCAGAUUUGCUAGAGGUGAGCUGCAAGAAACGAGACUUGGUGGACAAGUUGUUUGAACGGGCAGCUCAGUUAGGUGUCGAGAUACUGACCAACUCGGGUGACAAAAAUGCUAAGAAUAUGCUAAGUUUUGAUAGCAUUGACCUUCAGCAGGGAAUAAGUCGUGCUUCUUCUUCUUCUCGGUGCUCAUGCUAG
Debaryomyces fabryi is the source of this 786-nucleotide messenger RNA. It is a transcript of the gene YPT7, whose product is annotated as Ypt7p. NCBI's taxonomy places the organism in Eukaryota, Fungi, Ascomycota, Pichiomycetes, Serinales, Debaryomycetaceae. Gene Ontology annotation, molecular function: GTPase activity; GTP binding. Gene Ontology annotation, biological process: regulation of vacuole fusion, non-autophagic. The record is from RefSeq and is a predicted model, not a curated record. The coding region runs from base 1 to 786 and encodes 261 amino acids. Gene Ontology annotation, cellular component: phagocytic vesicle; vacuole; fungal-type vacuole membrane. The transcript has a single exon.